Molecule: messenger RNA, 1276 nt
Organism: Quercus lobata
Lineage: Eukaryota; Viridiplantae; Streptophyta; Magnoliopsida; Fagales; Fagaceae
Gene: PDE329
Product: calcium homeostasis regulator
Exons: 3
Coding region: 110-982 (290 amino acids)
Biological process (GO): photosystem I assembly
Source: RefSeq, a predicted model, not a curated record
UUUCCCUUCAAUCCAGAUAACACGUAUUUGGAAUUGGAGUAUAUAUCCAAACGUGAGGCCAAUAUAAUCAACUAACAUUUAUAACUUCCUUUCUUACUUUUUCACAACCAUGGUGGUUGUGACAUCCACUUCUUCUAACCUCGCAACCCAUUUCACCAACACAGUAACCUGUUGCAAACCAGUUUCACCUUUACUUCAAUUCUUCAACCAAAUUUAUGGCAACCCCAGAAGACCCAGUUGGUCCAAACUGCCAAACAACUGUAAUGGAGUGGUGUGUGUUAGAGCUUACAUGGAGAAUCCAAACUCUAUAUCCAGUUUUGCCAGCAAAGUCAUUGGUUCUCUCCCUGUGGUUGGGUUACUAGCGAGAAUUCUAAGCGAUGAAGGUGGGGUUGGUGGUGACAUUAUUGAUUUUGCAGAGUUUAGAAGGCGGGUGGGCAAGAAUUGUAGCGUUGCUGAUUCUAAAGCUUUCUAUGACUUCCAAGAUCGACGAGGCCCGGCAGGGGAUCCUUCGCAUGUUCUACUGUGUUGUUGGCUAGCAGCUGUUGGUGCCGGGUUUCUCAAAUCUGAGGAGAUUUUGGAGGGGGUUGUUAGGCUUCGGAUUUCAGAUGAUAUUGAAUUUGAAGAGGAGACUUUCCUCUCUAUGAUGAAUGAGGCAAAGGAGAGACGGGCAAAGUUAAAGGUAGCAGCUCCAACAAUCCCUAUGGAGAUUCGAGCUGAGAAGGCUCUUGAAGCAAUUUAUGUAUGUUGCUUUGGGAAGGACCCUAUCGAGGAAGAAGAUAAGAGACUAUUAAAAAUCAUGCUCAGUUGUGUUUUUGCAUCAGUUGGGCAAUCAGAGAUUCAGAGGAUUGUUGAAGAGAAGGCGAGGAGAGUAGCUGAAGGCGGUGAUGAGAACUAUGUUUUGGAGCCAAAACCCUUACCAAAAGAAGCUGUACAACUGCAAAUGAAGGACCUUGAAUUCCUUAAACAAAACAGGGACUCUUAAUCAAAGUGCUGCAUGCCCUUGAUGCUAUUGUGACCAUAGUAAGUAAUUGCUUGAUCAAAUAUUGAGAGCAGAGUUGCAGGAGUUUUAUCAUUUUCUGUGGUAGCAGUAAGUCACACUGAAAGUGGUCACAAAUACUUCUAAGUUCAAACUUCCAUUGUUCCUGUGGUUCAAAAUUUUAUUUCGUGGAUUUGCGUUCUUUAUUCGAUAACAUACAAUUUACCUGCUCUUUUGAGGCAUUAGAAGCUUACAGGCACUUUUCAAAUUCCAAAGAAAUGUAUUGUCUUCAUUUAGUUA